This is a messenger RNA of Melanotaenia boesemani (Boeseman's rainbowfish), 5313 nucleotides long. It is a transcript of the gene dnm2a, whose product is annotated as dynamin 2a. The record is from RefSeq and is a predicted model, not a curated record. Gene Ontology annotation, molecular function: GTP binding; microtubule binding; GTPase activity. The coding region runs from base 312 to 2948 and encodes 878 amino acids. Lineage: Eukaryota; Metazoa; Chordata; Actinopteri; Atheriniformes; Melanotaeniidae. Gene Ontology annotation, cellular component: membrane; microtubule; cytoplasm. The transcript has 21 exons.
UAUCUCUUGACCGGAUGGUGUUUGUGUUGAGGAAGUUUUGUUUUGCGAGUUUUCCGUCCGUUUCGACUGAGGUUUUAAUUGUUGUGCGAAAAAGAACACGAAAUUAUGUUAGUGUGAAUUGUAUUACAAGUGGCUGCUCAAGUAUUUAAAGAAAGAAUUAAACUUGAGCUGUUUAAAACGGCGGAACUCCAUACUAAAUAGUAACCCGAGAGCACCUUGCUGCUAAGCUAACGUUACCAAGCUAGUUAGCGCGGCUAACGUUAGCCUCCGGUCUGUGCCGUACUGAAGGGGCUCUCCAAGCUGUCGAAGCCAUGGGGAACCGGGGCAUGGAAGAACUGAUUCCCCUGAUUAACAAACUUCAAGAUGCUUUCAGCUCAAUUGGCCAGUCUUGUAAUUUAGACCUUCCACAGAUAGCUGUGGUUGGCGGGCAGAGCGCUGGAAAAAGCUCUGUCUUGGAAAAUUUUGUCGGCAGGGACUUUCUUCCACGUGGAUCAGGAAUUGUUACCCGCAGACCUCUCAUUUUGCAGCUGGUCAACAAUAAAGCAGAAUAUGCGGAAUUCCUGCACUGUAAAGGAAAGAAAUUUGUGGAUUUUGAUGAAGUUCGGUCAGAAAUUGAAGCAGAGACUGACAGAAUUACAGGAUCCAAUAAAGGCAUCUCUCCUAUCCCAAUAAACUUGAGGGUCUUCUCCCCACAUGUGCUAAAUCUGACGCUGAUCGACCUCCCGGGUAUGACGAAGGUUGCCGUAGGAGAUCAGCCUCCAGACAUUGAGCAUCAGAUCAGAGAUAUGCUGAUGCAGUUUAUCACCAAGGAGAGCUGUUUGAUCCUGGCAGUCACCCCUGCUAAUACUGACCUGGCUAACUCUGAUGCUCUGAAGAUUGCCAAGGAGGUGGACCCACAGGGUGUGCGUACUAUUGGCGUUAUAACAAAAUUGGACCUGAUGGAUGAGGGCACAGAUGCAAAGGACAUCCUUGAAAAUAAACUUCUGCCACUCCGGAGAGGUUACAUUGGUGUGGUGAAUCGCAGUCAAAAAGACAUUGAUGGGAAAAAAGACAUUCGUGUUGCUCUUGCUGCAGAGAGAAAGUUUUUCCUGUCUCACCCUGCUUACAGACACUUGGCAGAGCGUAUGGGCACACCACAUCUUCAAAAGACACUUAACCAGCAAUUGACCAAUCAUAUCAGGGAUACCCUGCCUGGACUGCGGAGUAAGCUACAGAGUCAGCUCCUCUCUCUGGAGAAAGAGGUUGAGGAGUAUAAGAACUUCCGUCCAGAUGAUCCAACUCGCAAAACAAAGGCUUUGUUGCAGAUGGUGCAGCAGUUUGGUGUGGAUUUUGAGAAAUGCAUUGAGGGCUCUGGGGACCAGGUGGACACCAAUGAGCUAUCAGGUGGUGCUAAGAUCAACCGCCUCUUUCAUGAACGCUUCCCCUUUGAGCUAGUCAAGAUUGUGUUUGAUGAAAAGGAGCUAAGACGGGAAAUCAGCCACGCAAUCAAAAAUGUUCAUGGUGUCAGAACGGGGCUGUUCACUCCAGACCUGGCGUUUGAGGCCAUCGUGAAAAAGCAGAUCGUUAAGCUGAAAACGCCCUGUCUCAAAUGUAUCGAUCUGGUCAUUCAGGAGCUCAUCAACACAUUCAGGCAGUGCACCAACAAGCUCAAUUCCUAUCCCAGACUGAGAGAGGAGACUGAGAGGAUUGUCACCACCCAUGUCAGAGAAAGAGAAGGGAAGACCAAGGAUCAGGUUCUGCUGCUGAUUGACAUCGAGUUAUCCUACAUCAAUACAAACCAUGAGGACUUCAUAGGCUUUGCAAAUGCUCAGCAGAGGAACACUGCUGCAAAUAAAAAGAGGGCCAACCCCAAUCAGCUCCGUGUACUAGCAGGGGUCCAGGAAGAAAAGGUAAUCAGAAAAGGCUGGCUAACCAUCAACAUCAGUAUCAUGAAAGGAGGUUCCAAGGAGUACUGGUUUGUCCUGACAGCUGAGUCCCUGUCCUGGUACAAAGACGAAGAGGAGAAAGAAAAGAAGUACAUGCUGCCUUUGGACAACCUGAAAAUCAGAGAUGUUGAGAAAGGCUUUAUGUCCACAAAGCAUACCUUUGCCAUCUUCAACACUGAGCAGAGAAAUGUGUAUAAAGAUCUUCGCCAAAUAGAACUGGCUUGUGAUUCUCAAGAUGAUGUUGACAGCUGGAAAGCAUCUUUCCUCCGGGCAGGAGUUUAUCCUGAGAAGGAUCAGGUGGAGAAUGAAGAGGCUACCCCUGCAGACACAUUCUCCAUGGAUCCUCAGUUGGAGCGGCAGGUAGAAACCAUCCGUAAUCUGGUGGAUUCAUACAUUGGCAUUAUCAACAAGUCUAUCAGAGACCUUGUACCCAAGACCAUCAUGCAUCUCCUGAUCAACAAUGCAAAGGAUUUCAUCCACUCAGAGCUACUGGCUUAUCUUUAUUCGUCUGGGGACCAGAACAGCCUCAUGGAGGAAUCAGCUGACCAGGCCCAGCGUAGAGACGAAAUGCUACGCAUGUAUCAUGCACUCAAAGAAGCACUGCUCAUCAUUGGAGACAUUAGCGCCAACACAAUGUCCACCCCUGUACCCCCACCUGUAAAUGACACCUGGAUCCAGGAAGCCAGCCCAACACCUCAACGCAGACCACCACCUUCAGCAGCGCAGCCCCCCAGCCGCCCACCUGCUGUUAGGGGCCCAACACCAGGACCACCCAUGAACCCUUCGCCUCCCUUUGGAGCUCCACUCAAUCCCUCUCCAGCAUUUGGAGCACCUCCUAUUCCCUCUCGUCCCGGCCCAUCCAUCAAUGCCUUCAACAGCAGUCAGGAUCCCUUCAGCGCACCACCACAGAUCCCCUCCCGACCAGCCCGUGUCCCACCUGGUGUACCAAGCCGAAGACCCCCUGGUGCUCCUUCUCACCGACCCACCAUUAUCCGCCCUGCAGAGCCCUCCCUGCUAGACUAGACCUGUGGCCAAGCCCACCUAAGCAUGUGUUUGUGUGUAUCUGCACACUGUUUGUCAGGGGCAGGGGCUCAAGGGGAGGGGCUGUCUUGGAGCCGUGCAUAACAUGCAUCAUCCAGCCGCAACGAUAUGUUCAUUGAAACAACGUUAAUAAGCUGCUAAUACUGUCUCUAAGUGCACAGGAAGGAAAGAAAGCCUUUAACCACUUGAAUCUUACAUCUGACUGCUGUGGAAUACAAAGUAAACAAUGUAAUGCAUUUACUUCUAACAGUGGGAGAUGAUAUAUCAAAAUUAGCUUAAAAUGUUUCAUAAAUGUUUUUUUCUUCAACAGUUAUUUUACUAUUUCAUCACAUGGUUCCCAGCAUAAAAUGACAUAUAUUAAAUAACUGGUACACGCUGGCUUUCCUCUGCCCUCCCUCCCUCUAUUUUAAAUAGGCCCCAAUACUCUUUUUGUGAUAUGCACACUUAAGCUGUUGUUAAUGUUUUACUGGGUUUUCAUAUCUCAACUGAUUUCAUACAGAAAAACAGUACCUUAUUUUCACUGUCAUUUUUGUGGUUUCGAUUAUAUAUUUUUUUUCUUGUGUUAUUUUAUUUGAGUGACUGUCCUUUUAAUGAUUGAUAUAAAUGUAGCUUUAAAUGAAAUCUUGACUGCAGCAAAGCAUAAAAAGACACAGGGCAGGGCUGCACAAGACUAAGAGACUAUCUUCCCCCUUCUGUGACUAAUCCUUCCACAAUCAAAAGAUUUCAACUUAACUGACCAUUGAAAUCCAAGCACUUCUAGCCAUCUAGCCUUACAGGAAACCACACAUAACAGGGAUGUUGUGGUCCGUUACAAAACACUAUGCACAGACACCCAGGAAAGGGACAGAAAGGAAAACUAAAGGCCGUCUGCACUUUCUCUUCUAAUUCUUAGAUGUAUAAAUAUUAACCAUUUUAGUCUCAGCUGAAUCUCAGUGAGGCUUGGAAUCUCAGAGUAGAUCCUGCCAAUUCCUGUAUUAGAGGAUUCAAAUAGAAAAGAGCACAGGGUUCAGUUUUUUCUCAGAGAGGGUGGAACUUGAUGAUAAUUAUUAUUCAGUUGGGGACAGAUCUGUGUUUUAGAGUGUAAACAUGGAGUUAAGUGUAAAGGAGAUGGCACAUCUCACCAGGCUUUUCAAGUACAUUCAUUAUUAUUAUUAUUGCUGUCAGCUCUGCUUCCAUGCAUUAAAAUAUUGUAUAUAGCUGGCCUAUAAUUCAGAGUUGUCAUAUACCUCAUUUUGUCAUAGAGCUCAUGACAACAUUAAUGCCGUAAAUCAUCAUAAAGACCCAUAUGCGACUAGUUUUCAUAUUAAAAAAAUCACUAACACUGCAAUUUCAUUUAAUUCCAGUUUAGGGAAGGGAUUGGUCUGUGCCUGAUACAUUAUUUAUAACCUGGGCAUUUGUCAUAUCUUUUCAAAGUUUUGAUCACAGUUGUAUCAGCCCCAUACAACUUUAUUCUGCUCAGUUCAGUAGUUUCACUUAGAUCAUUAUUUUCUGGUUCUACUACAGGGUCAGAAUGUGUUGGGAGUGCACUUGGGACUUGACAAAUACAGCUGUGAUUAUUUGUUAAUAGCUUUCGAUUGCUCUUUGAAGGUUUUUUUUUAAGAUUUUAAUCUUUUUCUGAAACAUCAUAAGGUGUUUGGGGGGGAAACGGGGUCAAGGUGGGAGUGAUUUUGGGCUACUUGGAUAUUUCCUGUUUUGAAUUUGAUCAGUUGUGGUUAGUGGGUGAUGGAAGUUGUAGUGUAUAAAUGCACAUCCUGUCUCGAGAAGCUUCCUAGAAGAUAGAGACUAAAUUAGACAACCCAGCAAAACAAAGAAAUUACCAUUUCAGAAAUAUCCAAAACCAGACUCUUGAGCCAGAAUGUGUUUUUUUUUGUUCUUUUCUCCUGGUCUUGCUGUCAGUGACAGAGCUAGAUAAAGUUUUUUCCUUAAAAAAAGCCUUGAAUCUUUCCAAUGAUGGCCUUUCACAUUAGAUUUUUCACACACCAAUAGGUACGCUAAAUUUCGUAAUUACUCUGUUAAAACCUGUUUGCUAGAGUUAGUUGAAGCUCCUGUGUGCCUGUCACCUCAGCUUGCCCUUGAGAAGCCAAGACUGUUAAUGCCUCUAUCAAACAUUAGGCUGUGGGAAUCCUGUGUGUCUUCCUAUAGAUCCUCCAUUCUUCCUCUUUCCUUCCCUCCUCUGAAUUUGGAGGACGGGGUUGGAAACAAACCUGCAAAAAGCUUUCUUUUUGUUCUGCAAACCCUUGUAAAGUGCCUGUGUAGCAAUUAUAAUUGAUUUGAAUAAACAUGAACUGAUUUAGCAAGGAAAGUAAAUAAAGAGGUGUUGUGUACAAUAAAGGGACUGGCUCUGGUG